Sphenostylis stenocarpa is the source of this 324-nucleotide messenger RNA. The record is from the annotation of a GenBank genome assembly. NCBI's taxonomy places the organism in Eukaryota, Viridiplantae, Streptophyta, Magnoliopsida, Fabales, Fabaceae.
AUGGAGAAGAAGUUAAGGAUGGAUAAGAAGUUUAGGAUGGAGGAGAAGUUUGGAAUGGAGGAGAAGAAUCGAAAUAUGGAGAAGAAAUUAAGGAAGAAGAAGUUUAGGAAGGAGAAUAAGUUUUGGAUUGAGAAGAAGUUAAGGAUAAAGAAGAAAGUAUGGACAGAGAAGAAGUUUGUUCGGGAGGAUGGAGAAGAAGUUAGGGAAGAAGAAAAAGUUAAGAAUGAAGAACAAGUUGGGGAAGGAGAAGAAGUUAAGGAUGGAGAAAUAGUUUGGGAUGGGGAAGAAGUGAAUGAAGGAGAAGAAGUUAAGGAAGAAGAAUAA